AGACUGUUUCAAUGUAGUCACUAUAAGGUAGAGCGACUUUCAACUCUUAUUUUUUUUGGUAGGGAUAAGAUAUCGUGUAUUUUAUUUACAAAAGAAAGUCUAGAAAAAUAAGUAGUGACAAAUACCAACAUAAAAGACAAGUUCGACGAGUAGAAAACUUCAAGAUGGCUGAACAUAAAGACUUGGAUUUUAAUCGAAGUGCUUUAACAAUUCGCUCUGAUAGAGUUAGGAAAAAAGUUUGGUACACCGGUCAACGAGCUGAAAAAAUUCCAUGUGGUUUAUUCGGAAUUGUUGGAUGUAAUUGUGUUGGUUUGGAUUUAUCCUACAAUGAAUUGAAAUCAGUUUCAGCUGUCAAGAAUUUUAUACAACUUGAAGAACUAAUAUUGGAUAAUAAUGAUCUCAAGGAUUUAAAAUCACUUCCAACAAUGCCUCACCUUUCUACACUGAGUUUAAACAAUAAUAAGUUUACAGAUAUUUAUAGUGUUUUGCAAAAAAUAAGAGAUUGUUGUCCAAAAAUUGGAUAUGUGAGCUUACUUGGAAAUCCUGGUUGUCCUGAUCAAUUGACGGAUCCAACAUUAAAUGAUGAUGAUGAUUAUGAACGUUAUCGAUUGUAUGCAAUUUAUACAUUGCCACGGACUCUUCGAUUUUUGGAUUCACGAUCCGUGUCUUUUCAGGAGAGAAUUGAAGCUCAAAAUCGGGGACAGUAUUUAAAAACCGUCAAAGUCCCAGAACGAUCGAAUUCACCAAAUUGUUUUGAAACACCAACAGUUGGUGAAUUUGAUGAAGCUACUUUUAACGUUAAUUACACGCCCUUACCACGUACAACACGUGGUCCAUACGAUCACAAAGGAGCAUAUGGAAAAUGUAGGUAUCGUUACUCAGGUAAAAAUUCCGAAGGUAAUCGAUUCAUUUCUAACAGUGAUUUGUAAAAUAUUUUAAAAACAAUUGUAUUUGUUUUUUAAUCUCAAGUAGCAAGUAUUUAUAAUUACGCAUAAUUUUACUUGCAUUUUAAUAUAAAAAACGAUCAAUUAAUAUAUUCCUAACAAAUAACUAUAUAGAUUUACUAAAAGUUUUCUAUAAUAUUAUAAUUGAUUUAUUAAGAGAUUUAUAUUUAACAAAAAAAAAAUAAUAAUCGAAAUUUUAAAAAAAUUGAAUUAAAAAUUCAAUUGAAAAAUUAGAAAAUGAAACUACCAACCGAAUUAUUAAUAGACUGAUAAUAUAUGAAUUGUUGAAAGACUGAAAAGUCCAUCGCUGUGUGAAGGUACAAAAGAUUUUAUUUUUUUCAUUGUACAUCGACAAAAUGGAAUAUAAAUAAACAAUCUUAUUCCAUCCUUUUUUUUAUACAAUAAUAAAGGAAUGUAUAGUACUAUAGAGCCGUGAGCAUUCACGAUUUGGUACCAGAUAACAAACAACAAUUCCAAUUGAGCGUACGACGUAUAUUUUUUUUUCUCAAUUAAUAAUAUAUUCGAUAAAAGUCGUACAGCAUGCAAUAAUAAAGAAUAACUUGGAAAUAUCAAUAAAAUUGAUACGCAUAAAAAUUCA
Messenger RNA from Leptopilina boulardi, 1542 nucleotides. Its product is annotated as leucine-rich melanocyte differentiation-associated protein-like. Lineage: Eukaryota; Metazoa; Arthropoda; Insecta; Hymenoptera; Figitidae. Bases 165 to 929 code for a protein of 254 amino acids. The transcript has 4 exons. Gene Ontology annotation, biological process: melanocyte differentiation. Gene Ontology annotation, molecular function: protein binding. The record is from RefSeq and is a predicted model, not a curated record.